AUGGUUCUCCCCUCUGCCCCAGAGCCUCCCACCCUGCUAGGGUAUCAUCGGAUCCUAUCACCUAGCGCCGGUGUUCGUGUGUCGCCCCUAUGCCUGGGAACGAUGAGCUUCGGCAACGGCUGGAAAGGAGUUAUGGGAGAGUGUGACCAGGCGACCAGUUUCAACAUGCUGGACACUUUCUACGAGAGCGGUGGGAACUUUAUCGACGUGGCCAACUUCUAUCAGGGAGGCGAUAGCGAGAGGUGGGUGGGUGAAUGGAUGACACAGCGGCGGAAUCGGGAUGAGAUCGUAUUUAACCAUGCCAAAAGUCUGCGUCUGUCAGUCAAGGCCAGUUUGGAGAAGCUGCAGACCGACUAUAUCGACCUAUUGUACGUGCACAUGUGGGACUUUACCACAAGUGUUGAGGAAGUGAUGCGAAGUCUCAAUCACCUGGUGGCAAAUGGCAAGGUUCUGUAUCUGGGGGUCAGCGAUACCCCAGCCUGGCUCGUGGUCAAAUGCAAUGCAUUUGCUCGAGCCAACGGACUUACCCCGUUCAGCGUCUACCAAGGCCACUGGUCGUGCGCUUUCCGCGACUUUGAGCGGGAUAUCCUGCCCAUGUGUGAGUCUGAGGGCAUGGGCCUCGCGCCAUGGGGUGUACUGGGCCGCGGUCAGUUCCGUAGCGCUGAGGACUUUUCUCGUGACGGUCGCAAGAUGGGCCCUCAGGACGAGAAGCACCGGCGACUCGGAGAGAAGCUGGAUCAGAUGGCGCAACGGAAGGACACCAAGGCUACUAGCAUCGCUCAAGCCUACGUCAUGCACAAGGCCCCCUAUGUUUUCCCAGUUAUCGGGGGUCGCAAGGUGGAGCACCUCAAGGAUAACAUCGAGGCUCUUAAUUUGGUACUGAGCGAGGAGGAAAUCCAUGAAAUCGAUGAUGCCGAACCGUUUGACGUCGGAUUCCCCAUGAAUUUCUUAUUCGAAACGCCGGUGCAAAGAUACCGGGUUAACAUGACCAGCAAGGAUAUAUGGCAGCUGUCAUGCAACACUCGGCUAGAAACAGUGCCCAAACAACAGCCGAUCGAACCCCUCCAAGCCCGAGAAUCUUUGCUUGGUCAAACACACCGAAAGUACACAUCGUUUCGCCUCCUCAGAGACUCUAUCAUUCACAAGAUCGUCAGCAUGUCGGACAGCCACCGUUUGGAUGGCAAAGUCGCCGUGGUCACCGGCGCCGGCCGCGGCAUCGGUGCAGCCAUCGCCGUGGCCCUUGGUGAGCGCGGAGCCAAAGUCGUGGUCAACUACGCCCACUCCCGCGAGGCCGCGGAGAAGGUGGUUCAACAGAUCAAGGCCAAUGGUACCGACGCUAUCGCAAUUCAGGCGGAUGUCGGGGAUCCUGAGGCGACAGCGAAGUUAAUGGCGGAGACGGUGCGCCAUUUUGGCUACCUGGACAUCGUGUCAUCGAACGCUGGAGUUGUAUCGUUCGGUCACCUUAAAGAUGUGACCCCGGAAGAGUUUGACCGAGUUUUCCGGGUUAACACUCGUGGCCAGUUCUUCGUGGCGCGGGAGGCCUAUCGCCAUAUGCGGGAAGGAGGUCGAAUUAUCCUGACCAGCUCGAACACCGCUUGCGUCAAGGGAGUACCUAAGCAUGCUGUGUACUCGGGAUCCAAGGGAGCUAUUGACACCUUUGUUCGCUGCAUGGCCAUUGACUGCGGAGACAAGAAGAUCACCGUGAAUGCCGUUGCUCCCGGAGCCAUUAAGACUGAUAUGUUUUUGGCUGUGUCGCGGGAGUAUAUCCCAAAUGGGGAGAGCUUCACCGAUGAGCAGGUAGACGAGUGUGCCGCUUGGCUCUCUCCUUUGAACCGCGUAGGUCAACCCGUGGACGUCGCCCGGGUUGUUAGCUUCCUGGCAUCCGAUGCAGCCGAGUGGGUCAGUGGUAAGAUCAUUGGGGUGGAUGGCGGCGCUUUUCGAUAG
Messenger RNA from Aspergillus bombycis, 1944 nucleotides. RefSeq names its product aflE/ norA/ aad/ adh-2/ NOR reductase/ dehydrogenase. The record is from RefSeq and is a predicted model, not a curated record. The transcript is spliced from 8 exons. Gene Ontology annotation, molecular function: oxidoreductase activity. Bases 1 to 1944 code for a protein of 647 amino acids. NCBI's taxonomy places the organism in Eukaryota, Fungi, Ascomycota, Eurotiomycetes, Eurotiales, Aspergillaceae.